Molecule: messenger RNA, 4596 nt
Organism: Hypomesus transpacificus
Lineage: Eukaryota; Metazoa; Chordata; Actinopteri; Osmeriformes; Osmeridae
Product: retinoic acid-induced protein 2
Exons: 2
Coding region: 222-1919 (565 amino acids)
Biological process (GO): animal organ development
Cellular component (GO): nucleus
Source: RefSeq, a predicted model, not a curated record
GUAUUAACCGAGGCUGGCAACGUCAGGACUAUGAUGGGAAUAUAAAGCGUUAUUUAUAACAGAAUAUAAUCUGCCAAUUCUGCCAUUAAACUUCUUUCGUCACCUGAAAACCCCGUUUUGAAAAGAACUUCUGCCGGAAUGGACUGCAUCCACCAAUGGGAUAACCACGAAAUCCGACACUAGCUUGUGAGGAACGCUUUCUUCAGACUACAGACCAGAAGAUGGAGGAUACCUUUAAAGACGAAGUUUCCCCACCUGUGUCCGUCUCCCAGGCCGACGCGCGUGACCGUGAAGCGGGAGGAGGGAACGUGAUCGGCAAGUUGGAGAACGACGUCAACGCGGCCAUCCCUGCGGACCCCUGGGACAUCAGUGGACAGGGCCUGACGAAGGCGGGGCUUGCUCCCUUGGUCGACGCUUCGGGCCCCCCGGCGCUGAACCCAGCCACGGAGGCCCCGGGGGCCGUGGCUCUGAAGGUGGCCACGGCCGUCCUGCAGCCUCUCUGCCUGGGGGAGAGCCCUGUGAUGCUGCCCAUCCACCUCCAGAUGGCUGGGUCUGCUAUGCCUCAGGUUGGCCAGAUGGGGGCAGCGCCCUACUUCAUGACCAACCAAGGCCCGAUGUCUUUGCCCCUGGUCCUGGAACAGCAGCUCUUCCAGCACCUGGGUCCCUCCAUGAUCCCCCAGGGAGGCCCGUGCCAAACCAUCCCCCUGCAGAACAACAUCCUGUGUCAGAACGCCUCUCUGACGUUUGCGCCUCCCCCUCCAGCACUGGAGCAGAAGCCCGGGCAGGCCCUGGACUCAGGCCUGCUGUCUCUCCUCCAGAACCCGGCCUUCACCGCCAUUCUUCAGGACCUCUUUCCCACGGCGGGGAACUCCGCUACCUGUCAGUCACCAGGAUCCGUCCAGUCGGACCCUUUUGCCUCUUCCUUUCUCUCCCCCCCUCCUCUCCCACAUCCCUACAGCUCUCCCCUGGCUCCGCUGGUUCCUCCAGCCACCCUCCUGGUCCCCUAUCCCGUGGUCAUCCCCCUCCCUGUGCCUCUGCCCAUCCCUCUGCCCAUCCCCAUCCCCGUCCCUCAGAGCGAGGACUCCAAGGGGAACCUGCCCAAAGCAGCUUGUACUGUGAGUAAAAGCACCCAGACGUACUUUACCUCUCCCCCUCCGUCGCCCGGGAGCUUCCUGUCGUCCAAUCAGCUGCGGCAUGCCUCCUCGUCCGCUCUCCUGUUGGCCGAGGGAGAAGUGUUGGACCUGUCCAUCAAAUCCUGUCCCAUAGAGCCCAAGCAGGAAGUGCCCUCCCCGCAGGAGAAUGUGCUCGACCUAUCCGUAGCUGGCGUACGGAGGACCUGCAUCCAGUCCUGCGGCUCCGGCGGUUCCCUGAAGGGGGAGAGAGAUCGGCCGUGCCUGUCUGGUCAGAAGGCCCACCCAGGGGCCCUAUCUCUGGGGGUGCUACGGCCCCUGGAGUGCACCCAGAGGCUGGACUCUAAGCUGCUGAGCGGCCUGGCCUCUCUGGAGUUCAGCCGGCAGCACAAGUGGGUCGUGGACAGCAGCGGCGGGGGCAGCUCUCUGGGCCGGGAGGCCUCUCUCAGCGGGGCGGGGAACCUCGAGAUAGUCAGCACCUCGCAGACCGCCAAGGUCAUCGUGUCGGUGAAGGACGCCAUCCCCGCCAUCCUCUGCGGGAAAAUCAAGAGCCUCUCGGGGGUGUCCACCAAGAACUUCUCCAUCAAGCGAGACGGCCCCCAGGGGGCGGCCCUCCAGCAGCUCUACGGAGCCCCGUCCCGGGGCCAGGGGGAGCAGCGAGACCCCAACGACCCCCUGAAGAAGGUCCCUAAAAACCGAGCCAUCAAACUGAAGAAGGUCAGCUCGCAGGAGAUUCACAUUCUUCCCAUCAAGAAGCAGCGUCUCGCUGCGUUUCUUCCCAGGAAGUGAGAGUGAUCGAGAGGGAGCGUGUGUGUGUGUGUGUGUGGGGGGGGGGGGGCCUCCCAGCCAGCACCAAACACCACAAUAGAAACCACAUGCAGGCUGAAAUAGUUUCCAAUGGAAGGCAUGGAAUGCAGAUUAAAGGUACAGCAUGAUGCAGGAGCAUUGUUUAAAAAGGUAGCCGCGACAUAUUUAUAAACACCUGUACCUUUUUGGAAACUUGAUUUUAUUUUAUGAGAUGAACUUUUUCUGGGGAUGGAAUGGAAAUGAGCUGUCCAUAUGACACUGGUGGAACACUGCUCUCUGAACAUGAACUCUGGACUACCAGUGGUUUCCAUCUUCUGGGUUUAUGGUUGGUUUUCACUUGUUUUAAUACCUAUGUGAGCAGACUAUAGGCCAUGAAACCGGAUUCUCUGAGGUCUUCAGGUUACAUUAGAGUGGAGCUGUAUGUAAUGUCAGAGGCUGUCUGUGGCUGUUUAAACCUGUCCCAUCCUUGAAAAUGGCCAUAUUCAUCAGUAGCCCACUGAAGCGAAGCGUCUUCUUUGAUGAGGAGGGGGUUAGCAUGGCAGGCUGAUAAUGACUUGGCUGGGUUCAGCCUCCACUUUCAUUAACUUUAAUGAAUGUCGGAAACGGCUGUCAGAGGCAACAAAGCACAGUUUUCAUCAUUUUGUUUCAUGGGUGGAAAAAAAAAGGUUCUAACUCUCAGACUUUUUUUACACUCUUCAUGUUGAAAUGAUCAAAUCGUUGUCAAAAGAGUAACAAAUCAGAUGUAAACGGUUCCAGGAAGUAACUGUUUAUGUUUUUAAAUUAUGUCUUUUUUUAUUUACAGUACAGCCAUGUUGUUAAACAUGCAGCAUCCAAUUUUAGGGCAAAGCUAAAUAAUAAUCCCAACAUUUUUGAUUGUAUGGAGUUUGAUUGGAUUUGAUUGAUUGGAGUGUAACAAUAUACAGUUUGAUAUUCAAGGGGAGGUGUUCUCCUAUGAAGCUGGGUCAUAUAAACUGUAUCUACAGAUCCUCACAAAGAACAUUAAGCUUCCCAUCUCUGUUAAUGUGUGCACUGUGUACAAACCCUAAUCUUAGCGUGUCGCCUUUAAUGUUUUCUUUGCACACAUCAUGUAGUGCUUUCAUCCUUUUACCCAUGCUUGUGCUUAGAAGUGUGUCAGUGAGUGUAGCGGUGUGAGUCUUGUUCCUAUCGGAUGCACUUUGUCCUAGAGGUUCCGUUGCGUGUGAAGUUACAAGGUGCCUGUACCGGCGAUGUUUGUGAGUUUUGGCCCGUUCUCGGCCUGCCUUCUAUGGUUCUGUAUCCUGUGAUGGAGGAGGGUCCGUGCAGCUCUGGAGAGGCCAAUAUAAACGAGUGGCCUUUUUGUCUCGCCAUGGCAGGAAGAUGUCAAUCAAAGCAUAAAACCUGGAACUCAACCAAAUGUCCGCUUUAGAAACUGCUCAGUCAAGGAGACCAAAAUCCUGCUGGCGCCGGUUACUGCAUCAGAACAUUCACCAUGAAGUGCACUGUGAUGCAACAAUGGGAGGGAGUUGUGCUUCCUCGAUUAAGUGCGUUUCUAAUCCAGAAGAUUGACGUCUGAUCAGAAAUGUUGUGCUUCAUUGAUAUUUAUUAUUCUACAGACUUUUAAUUUAUAAUGAUGAUGUGAGCAGAUGUUGGCAUUACCCUGGGGAAAGACAUUUCAAUCUGUCAGUCAAGAUCAUCUUGUUCUUCUCUAGAGGGACAAUGGAACCACAACUAGCAUCUUGAUGAAAGACGUCAAAAAACCCCGUUGGCACCAAUGUUCAGUGUUUGUGUUCCUAUUGGGUGUUGUUCUUAGUCAUUUACAGGGUGUCGAGAUGAAAUUUCUCCAGGCCUUUGAGUCAUGACAGAUUCCCUGUCCUGCCUCUGAAAGAGUGGAAAUCUCAGCUAAACUGGUUUAGAGUCCUGGACAGUAUGAAAACAAUGGCUUUGUUCAUAUUCAGCUUCAACGAAGAUGCCUAAAGUGAAUUCACACCCUCAUGAUUUUUCAUGUUUUUUUGUUACAGUUGCUGCUGAAAGGCAUUGUUUUCCUAUUAAAAAACAUCUACUCAGAAUUGGAACAAAUGUUCUAAAAAUCAUUAAAGGGCUUUUAUUUGUGUUGCAAAUGCAAGAGGCCUCGUGCAUGUCACAAAUGGACGCAGAUGAAAGUCAUUUAUUGAUUUAAGUAUCCAUUUAUUUUGUAUCUUUUUUUAAAGCCAUUCAUUCUGCACACACAUCCUCAUUUAGUAUGUAUUGGGUAUCCGUGUACUGAAUGAGAAUUUUUCUACUGUGAACCAUCUGAUGGUGAGAUGUUUUGUAAACAAUGCAGGUGAAUGAUUACAUAAACGCAUUGAGCAUUUUUGUGUAUUACCGGCUCUACUUCAGAUUAUGUGCGUUAAUCCCCAGUGAGGUUAAUCUCCUAACCCGUGAAAUCCUCGUUAGCUCUUAGCCUGGGAGAACACCUGAACCACAGGAAUUCACACAGAAGCUGCUCACUGGUCACUUUAUAAAGUAGAAAAACACAACGUUAUUAACACAAUACGUCUUUUAAAAAACGGUCUUCGUGUGUGACUUGAUGAACACUUUCUUUUUUCAAGUACUUAAAAGAUGCAGAAGAGAAUAUUUCAGCACUAACAAUCUGGUGUUGCAUUUAUGGCACAACAGGUAAAGUCACCAAGAAAAGAAUAAA